Molecule: messenger RNA, 515 nt
Organism: Dreissena polymorpha
Lineage: Eukaryota; Metazoa; Mollusca; Bivalvia; Myida; Dreissenidae
Exons: 4
Coding region: 128-499 (123 amino acids)
Source: RefSeq, a predicted model, not a curated record
CAGGCUUAUAACAGUUCCCCGGUUGCGCUGUUUAAAAAUCAUACACUCGGUAUUUAUAUCAUUUAGUGAAAGUCAGUUGGAAAAAUGGAGUUUCGAGCGAACAAACGCAUUAAACUAAGGCAACACAAUGACUACUAGAUCUACGGACAGCCAGGAACCAGGACAAACAACAUCCGUACACACGGAAGAAGUCGAUGAGACGAGUACCGAAACUAAAGAACAUAGCGACACUGCACACGAGUACAAUUCACAAGAUGCAGCAGAAAAUAUGUUGAACAGUGAAUCAUCGGAUAUCGAUGAUAGUGACAAUGACAAAGACUAUAUUCCGGAAGAAGGCGAUGCAUCGUCAGAUGAGUCGAUAGUUGUCGAACUCAUACCAAACAUUCAAAGAUUUCAAAAGAAGACAGCGUCAACACUACCUCCUGUUGAAUCCUUGCAAUCUCGUGAACGUGACGAAUCAUCCGCAGAGGCACACAAAACCAACAUCACCAUCGCUUAAACAAAUAACAGUGAAU